CUAUUUAUAACAAUUAAUCCCUAUGUUUGGUCCGGCUUUUAGAAGUGUUUUUCGGGUUCAAAAGCUGAAGCAGGGCCAAACACCUGUAAAAGCUCGGCUUUUGAAAAGCCGAAAAGCGCUUUUGUAUAACAUAAAAGCAUAAGCUCCGAUUUGGCACUUUAUAGUCAUUUUACACAAUCUCUUAUAUUAAAAAGCACUUCUAAUAGUUUUACAGCCAAACACUCAACUGCUUUUUUUAAAAGUAUUUAUCUAAAAACUCCAGCCAGACACUGUUUCUGCAAAAACUAUAGCAGAGCCAAACUAAACUAAUAAGUUGAGUUCGAGUUGACGCUCGUGAGUUAAAUGAAGUGUAACAAAAAAACGUAUGCUAAUGAGUUGAGUUAAAAACUUAAAAUCAAACUCAGAACUAAUAAUUUUGAACUAAAUUAUUAAUAUACGAAUGACUUUGAGAUAGAUCAAAACUCAGAUUUAACGGUGGAUAGCCCUGUCCUUAGCCAACUAUAACAUGAUGGCUAACGAGAAGCCAAGCCUGGUUGAGACAAUCACAAUUAUCAAACCCUAAUCCUCUCACAGAUGUCUACCGCCGGAACGAGGAGCCACGGCGUCAUCGGCGGGUGGAUCCCGGAUGAACUACAGACGCAAAUCUUGUCCAGGCUGCGGAAUCCCGCCUCCAUCGCCCGAUUCCGCUGCGUCAGCAAAUCGUGGCGCCGCCUCUUCUCCGACGACCCCGAAUUCGUCGCCAAAAUCCUCUUCUCCUCCACCUCCUCUGACCCGGAGGCACACGUCAUGACCGUUAGCCCCUUCUCUUCCCCAACGACGGCGUACUCCGUCCAUUCCCAAAGCACGCGCCGACCCGUCUCUUCCGGUACUCUGCCCGGGUGGGGGUCCCUCUACAUCGCCGGCUGCGCCGAGGGGAUCCUCUGCCUCACCAGCAUAGUCAUAUUCUCCACCCGCACAAUCAUCCUGUGGAAUCCGACCACUUCAGAGGCCAAGCUAUUGCCGCCCAUUCACGGUUCCGACCACAAUGGAAGCGAUCUCGGGUUCGGGUUCGACCCGGUAACGGAGGACUACAAGGUGAUCGUUUGGAUCUGGGAUCGCAAAUCCCACGAGAUCUUCGUGUACAGCCUGAGGAAGAACUCGUGGCGGCGCCUCCGCUGCUGCUCUGGCGCGGAUCGGUUGGACCACGGCUGCCAAUGCAGAGUCGGCAUUGUGUCGGCGGCGCGAAGCUCCAGAUCGUGCCACUGGAUUUCUGCCGGUGGCGGCAGACGUGGGUAUCGUCGGCUUACCUCCUUCGACGUCAGCACGGAAGCGUUCGCGGAGCUCGAGAUGCCGGAGCCACCGCGGGAGAAACAGAGGAAUCGGGAUCGGACAUCUUCGGGCCUAUAUAUCAGUACGGAGGAUUCGUUUCACAUGGCGAAAGAUGGGUCCUGCCUGGUCGCGGUGUACUCUGGAAUCAGACACAAGAAGCUGUCGCCGGCGGGGGUUUCCUUACAGGUGUGGGUGGCACUGGACGUUGAGGCGCUGGGGCGGCAGGAAUGCUGUUGGAUGAAGUUGUACGACGUUUACGCGGAUGGCGUGAUUCCUGCUCCGGCAACUCCGCCGGAAACAGGGGUUUGGGAGCACGGCGAGUUCUUCUUCGUGCGGUGGAUUCUGAUGGAAGGGGUUUAUAAACCGAUAGAGAAUGGGAUGGUGGAUCAGAUCUCUGGCGGCAAGAACUUUUCGGGGCGAGUUACUUAUCGUCCGUCCACCAUUUCCUUGUCCGGCUAUGGGGAAGCCAAAAAGUCGAUCAUCAAAAGGGCAAAAGACACUUGCCGCUCGAUUUGCCGGAAGGUUUUUGUUGUGUGAUGAUGGAUUGAAGGUCAGAUUUCUUUGUGCACGUUUAGAUACUAAAACACUGUUAAUUGUUGGAAUUUCUCACAAAAAUAUUUUUGUUGUUGUUGUCGUCGUCACUUUGGUUUAUAUACUAAUGAUUUUCUUUUUGAUUUCCGCUUAUAAUUAUACUCAAUAUAAUUGCUGUGCUAGACGGAAGAGGGACAUUGAUGUCGCGUAAUGCCCCAAAUCCCUUCUCGCAAUUCCCUUCUCCCCAUUUGCUACUUCGUUAUCUUUGCCACCGAAAGAAGCAUGACAAGAUUUCUAAGUCAUAUACCGCAGCUGAAUGUCACGUUAUGUCUAAUGUUCGUAUGCACUGUGCAAAAUCAGAGAAUCAUAUAUCGUCUAUCUUCUUACCAAGUACUUCUCAACUAAACGUCAUUGGGAUCAACAGUCUACCAUCCAUGUAUUCGUAAUUUUUGUACUUUAUUUGUAGAUAUUAGAGACCCAUGAAUACAUAAUUAGAUUAUAA
Messenger RNA from Linum trigynum, 2341 nucleotides. Lineage: Eukaryota; Viridiplantae; Streptophyta; Magnoliopsida; Malpighiales; Linaceae. The record is from the annotation of a GenBank genome assembly.